CGGACUUUACAUACAUAGCAGACCCAACCAAACCCCAUUGAACUUCCCAACUCCCAACUCCCACACCACAUACAAAUACACCACCUCACCAUCGGAGAGAUAGAGUCUUUCUGAAUCUCCCUCUCUCGCACCUCUGCCAACGACGCAGUCAUGUCGAACCAUUCCAUCAUUCGCAUUACCAAGGUAUGUUUCAUGCCCGCCUACCAUCAUGGCCAUGGCGGGGUCGCAAGGCUGACGAUGCCUCACAGGAAUUGGCAGAUAUCCAGAAGAACUCGGAUCUUUGUAUGUUCACCACUACACACAGAUGCCCUAUACGUAUAGGUAUACGACUCCCAGGUCUUCUUCGUACUGACUCUCUCUUGUAUAGCGCUCGCGGUUGCGUGCCGCGAUGUCGACGUUCGAAACGUGAAGGCUAUCAUCAUCGGCCCCUCUGAUACCCCAUAUGAGUUUGGCUUUUUUGAGGUUGGUGAAAUGCGACCCCACAUACACAAGCUUGAGUAUCCUGCUAAUUCUUCCCAGUUCCAGGUCAAGUUUGGCAAAGGUAUCUACACGGAAGAAACACUGGGCGCAUAGAAUUGGAGACUAAGGUGUUACAGAUUAUCCUGCAAAGGCUCCAACAGUUGUAGCAACAACGACAAACGGAGGCCGAUGUCGCUUCAACCCAAAUAUUUACGCACAAGGAAAGGUUUGCUUGUAAGCUUGCGCCGCAAUUCCUUUGCUUCAUUCAUUGACUUGCUAAUUGUUGCUGCAGGUCAAUUCUUGGGUAAGCACAUAUUUAGUGGAUUCAAAGUAGAAUCAAAUGCUCACAAUUCCCAAAGUACAUGGAGAGGAGAACGAGGGGAGGAAUGGUCAUCCGCACAGGGCGUCGAGUCUAUCUUGAUAUCCAUACAAAGUCUAAUGUCCUCGAAUCCCUAUGAAAAUGAACCGGGUUUCGAGACGGCCAACGAUGAGGGUGACAAGAAGAAUCAGAAGGAAUACGUAGCCAAGGUUGGUCUUACAGAAGUCGACCAUUGAUUCAUGUUAACUCAGGUUCAGAUUCGCCACGAAUCCCUUCGCAUCUCAGUUAUCCAACGUCUGGAAGAGUAUUUGGGGAUUUCUCCGACUGGCGAAGUUGCACCACAAUGUCCCUCCACCAGUGAUAGUGACGACGACAGUCAUGACAUUGACCGAGACUAUGACGAAGGAUCAGUGAAUUUUGAGCCAUUCAGAGACUUGUGCAAACGACGCUUCCUGUGGUACUUUGAUUCAUAUCUCCUUGCCAUCAAGAAAGCCAGCGUCGAGGUCAAAGAUGGUCAACAAUUUACCCGUAUGCCAUUCGAGUGCACAGGUAACUGUAUGGAGGGAAAGUUCAACUACACCGAGUUGGAGAGACGACUGAGACUUAUUAAGAAGACUUUGGACGAAGAAACUGAUAGAUGGGCAGUAGAAGGAUUGAUCAUUAAGAAGCGUGAAGGUACCGCUGCAGCCAAUCUGCAGAGACAGUACGAACAGGUAGUCGAGGCCUACAAGCGAGAUAAGAAUGUCACCUUGACUAUUGAGCUGGUUGACAAGAACCCUUUCGUUUGGUGUAUCGCAUACUUCGGUCGGCCUAUGACAAAUUUGGAUGGAGGCUUGUUCCGUAUCAAGCUGUCCUUUAGCCCAAGAUUCCCGGACGAACAGCCCCGAGCCAAGUUUGAGACUUCGCUUUUCCAUCAUCGAAUAGCGCUUGAUGGUACACCAUGCUAUACUACAAAGCGUGUCGAGGAUGCAAAGUCACACAUUGAGGCUAUUAUUGAGGCGUUAGAAGAAGAGUCCCCUCCUUACGAUCCUCGAACUCUCGUUAAUCCUGAAGCUUCGAAGCUCUUUUGGGGCUCGGCUGAUGACAAGAAGAUGUACAAUCGCAAGCUUCGAAGAGCGGUGCAGAGAAGUAUGGAGUAA
Molecule: messenger RNA, 1917 nt
Organism: Hymenoscyphus albidus
Lineage: Eukaryota; Fungi; Ascomycota; Leotiomycetes; Helotiales; Helotiaceae
Source: the annotation of a GenBank genome assembly